Messenger RNA from Callorhinchus milii (elephant shark), 1124 nucleotides. RefSeq names its product ring finger protein 113A (gene rnf113a). NCBI's taxonomy places the organism in Eukaryota, Metazoa, Chordata, Chondrichthyes, Chimaeriformes, Callorhinchidae. The record is from RefSeq and is a predicted model, not a curated record. The coding region runs from base 33 to 1007 and encodes 324 amino acids. The transcript has 10 exons. Gene Ontology annotation, molecular function: metal ion binding. Gene Ontology annotation, cellular component: U2-type spliceosomal complex. Gene Ontology annotation, biological process: snoRNA splicing.
GCGGUGGUGCGCCCUCCCCCUUUGUUGUCAAGAUGGCGGAGGAGCGGUCGGUCUGCACUUUCCUGUUCAAAAAAUCCUCCCGAAAGUUCAAGGGACGGAAACGGCGAACGAGCGACAGCGACGGAGAGAGUGGGGAGGAAAAUGAGAGCACAGUGGUACGCAGAGAGAAGAAACACAAGGCAACCAACCCCAUGAUUCAGCAGACCGCGAAACCUGGAGGGCACAAGGAACAUUAUAGUGACAGCAACAGUGACAAGGAUGAAGGCGAAGGACUUACAGUGACCUACAAGUCAACUCGGUCGGCAAAACCUGUUGGUCCAGAGGAUAUGGGGGCAACUGCGGUGUACCAAAUGGACACGGAAAAAGACAAAGACAUGCAGGCCAUCUUUGAACGUAGCCAGAAAAUCCAGGAGGAGCUGAAAGGGAAGGAAGACGAUAAGAUCUAUCGUGGCAUCAACAACUACGUCAAGUACGUGAAACCCAAGGACACGUCGAUGGGAAAUGCAGCGUCUGGGAUGGUCAGGAAGGGGCCGAUCCGAGCUCCCGAGCACCUGCGAGCCACAGUGAGAUGGGAUUACCAGCCGGACAUCUGCAAAGAUUACAAAGAAACCGGCUUUUGCGGUUUCGGAGACAGCUGUAAGUUCCUGCACGACCGUUCAGACUACAAGCACGGCUGGCAGAUCGAGCGGGAGCUGGAUGAAGGGCGAUACGGACUCAACGAUGAUGAAAACUACGAAGUGAGCAGUGACGAGGAAGACAUUCCCUUUAAGUGUUUCAUCUGUAAGAGCAGCUUUAAGAACCCAGUGAUCACAAAGUGUAAGCACUACUUCUGUGAGAGCUGUGCUUUGCAGCAGUACCGCAAAACCCAGCGGUGCUACGUGUGCAACCAGCAGACCAAUGGGGUCUUCAAUCCAGCCAAAGAAUUGAUAACCAAAAUGGAAAAGCACAAGGCCCAACAAUGCUCGGAGCACUCACAUCCAGAGGGUGGCGAGGAGCAUCCUGAAUAACACAUUCCGUCUCUCUCUUCCCCCCUCCCGCCCACCCGCCCACAAAAACUCCUGCUUAUCAUCUGAUGUAAUUUGUAUCUUAUGUAGACCAGCAAAAUAAAGAGAUUGGUUUAGAAA